This is a messenger RNA of Babesia sp. Xinjiang, 1515 nucleotides long. RefSeq names its product 60S ribosomal protein L27a (gene rpl27a). Gene Ontology annotation, cellular component: ribosome; cytosolic large ribosomal subunit. Lineage: Eukaryota; Apicomplexa; Aconoidasida; Piroplasmida; Babesiidae. Bases 1 to 1515 code for a protein of 504 amino acids. The transcript has 3 exons. The record is from RefSeq and is a predicted model, not a curated record. Gene Ontology annotation, molecular function: structural constituent of ribosome. Gene Ontology annotation, biological process: translation.
AUGUAUAUUACUGUUCCUCUUAGCGCGCGCCAACGCCUUGCAGCGCAAAUAUAUGACCAUGGAACAAAGACUUCCCUCAAGGUCUACCACUUGCAGGAGUAUGCCAGAUUUCGCGCCGGAUUACUUCCUUCUGGACAUAAAAACGAUACUCCAUCAUCUUCUGGACGAACACGAACUGAUUCCUCACGUGAUGUGCCAUUCUUUCGAAAAAUCGACGACUGGCGUCAGUUGGUUGCGGAGGUAGAUGCGUGUGCAAGGGAACUAUCGCCAACACAGCUACUUGCCACAGCUAUCGCCUACUGGAGGUUAGGACGAGUUGGGCGUGCUGAAUGGAAGCGUCUUUGCUCCGCCGCAGCGCAUCAUGCAUACGGGCCACAUUCCAAUGUCACGGGGAUAUCAGCCAGCGAGGUAGCCUUGAUCCUCUGCUGCUACGCACGGGUGUUUGACAAACCUGUACAUUCCACUACGAGCCUAUUAAGAUGGAUUGUACGUGAUGUUGGACAGAUGAACGAACGUGACAUUUGCAUGACUCUGUUUUACAUGCGUCGGAUGCGAUGUCUGCCGCCAACGCUUGAUACUGCCGAGAGUCAGACCUACGCGGCGAUGCUUAGGGCUAUAGUCGUUGGCGUUGCUGCUGAGGGCGGUAACAAGCUCCCACGGUUUUCUCCAGGGGGUCUUGUGUGCCUCAUCUCCAACCUGGCUUACAUCGGCCACAUUCCCUGGGGGAUUGUAUAUCACGCUUGUAACGUAAUACGUAGGCGUGCGGGAGAAUUGGAUGCUAAGACUAUGGCAAUCCAUGCUAGAUCGUUGUCGAUGCUAAAGUUUCCGGACAAAGGUACCUUGAAGGCAUUUGCUGCUUUAAUAUGCGCCCAAAAGCAACUAGAUACGGCCACUAUCACUUGUUUCCUUCACUCGUAUGCUAAGCUCCGCUUCCGUCCCCGAGGUAAUUUUGCGGGGCUCUUGGAACAGGUGCACAAGUGGGUGCAACUACCGCGUGUAGCUAUAAUCUUCAGGGGUAUAUUCAUGUUCCAAGAUCACGAGGUAGCACAGAUAGCCUUUUCUUUAGGUCAGCUGGGCUAUCGUUCUCCCGAAGUCUUUGAGAGCAUCUUCGAAUUUUCGAAGUCAGCGUUCACACUGUCGCAAAGCAUCGCAGUUUUGGACGCGUGUGCCGUACUUGGGCACUUUGAUCAAGAUGCCUACAACGCGUUGCUUGCUGGAAUCACUAGAAUGGCCGAGGUUGGUAUGCGUUACUUCCACAAAAUCAAGAACCGUUACCACUGCAAGACCGUAAACGUAGACCACCUAUGGUCAAUGGUCCCACAGGAAGAGAUCGAGGCCGCCGCCAAGGAGAGUGGCAAGGCCCCUGUUUUGGAUGUUGUACAGAGGGGAUACUUCAAGGUCCUCGGUACUGGAAACUUGCCCAAGAAGCCAUUGAUCGUCAAGGCACGUUUCUUCAGCAAGCUUGCUGAAAAGAAGAUCAAAGAGGCUGGCGGAGCAUGCGUGCUCGUAGCCUGA